UAGUGGGAGUCGAGUCAGGCUGAGGGGAGACAGACGCGGGCUGACUGAGCGGCAUUUUGACUGAGGGGACUUUAAAGUGCUGUGAACGGAUGAAAACAUGCCCCAUUUCACCGUGGUCCCCGUGGAAGACAACGCUCCGUCAGCUUAUGACAGCCUCGAGGGGAUAAACUGGGUGGAUUACCGGGACACAGGACAGGGAUAUCCUGGACAUGGAGACACUGUCAGCUCUGAUGGCCAUGGCAAUCAUAAAGAAGACAGUCCCUUUCUCAGCAGCAAUGAGUCAACAUCAAAGAAGAAUGAUUACUAUGACAAAAAUCUGGCUUUGUUUGAGGAGGAGCUGGACAUCAGGCCCAAGGUGUCCUCUCUCCUCAGCCGACUGGUCAACUACACCAACGUCACCCAGGGGGCUAAAGAACACGAGGAGGCUGAAAACGCGGAUGCAUCUAGAAGAAAUAUCCCAAAGUCACCAAGUAUGGGCACAUUGAUGGGUGUCUACCUGCCCUGUCUACAAAACAUCUUUGGUGUCAUCCUCUUCCUCCGUCUCACCUGGAUCGUGGGCAUGGCUGGAGUCGUACAGUCCUUCCUCAUUGUUCUCAUGUGCUGUGCAUGUACAAUGCUCACUGCUAUAUCUAUGAGCGCAAUUGCUACUAAUGGAGUUGUGCCAGCUGGUGGGGCAUAUUUUAUGAUUUCCCGCUCUCUGGGCCCAGAGUUUGGAGGUGCUGUGGGACUCUGUUUUUACCUGGGAACAACAUUUGCAGCAGCCAUGUACAUAUUAGGAGCAGUUGAAAUAUUUCUGAAAUACCUGGUCCCACAGGCGGCAAUAUUUCACUCUACCGAUAUCCAUGGAGCAGACGGGGCCAUGCUCAACAACAUGCGGGUCUAUGGCACUAUAUGCCUCAGUAUGAUGGCAGUUGUUGUGUUUGUGGGGGUCAAGUACGUCAACAAGCUGGCCUCCCUCUUUCUGGCCUGCGUGCUCAUCUCCAUUGUGUCCAUCUACGUUGGAGCGGUGAUGUCCAGCUUCCACCCGCCAGACUUUUCGAUUUGUAUGCUGGGAAACCGGACAUUGGUGAGGGAUCUCUUCGACACAUGCGCAAAGACUGUUGUGGAGGGCAACAACACGGUACCAAGCCAACUGUGGAGGAUGUUCUGUGGCUCAGGAAAUGCUACUAGCCUCCACUGUGACGAUGACUACUUUAACCAGAACAACGUCACUGAAAUACAAGGAAUUCCUGGCUUGUCCAGUGGAGUCAUUAGCGACAAUAUGUGGUCGAACUACCUGGAUAAGGGGCAGAUCCUGGAGAAAACUGGUCUGGCCUCAGUGGAUGCUCGCGGCUCCAUGGAGAACUUUGGCCUGUAUGUGUCUGCUGAUAUAGCCACCUCAUUCACCCUCCUAGUGGGGAUAUUCUUCCCAUCAUCCACUGGUAUUAUGGCAGGAUCCAACAGAUCUGGAGAUCUCAAAGAUGCACAAAGGUCUAUCCCCGUGGGUACCAUUCUGGCAAUAGCAACCACAUCCCUUGUCUAUAUGAGUUCAGUGGUCUUGUUUGGCGCGUGUAUAGAGGGCGCCGUCCUGAGAGACAAGUUUGGGGACGCCGUCAGUAAGAACCUGGUGGUGGGCACCCUGUCCUGGCCCUCGCCCUGGGUCAUAGUGGUCGGCUCCUUCUUCUCAACGGUGGGAGCAGGGCUACAGUCUCUGACCGGGGCUCCUCGACUGCUGCAGGCCAUUGCUAAGGACAACAUCGUGCCUUUCCUCAGGGUAUUUGGACACAGCAAGGCCAAUGGGGAACCCACGUGGGCUCUGCUGUUGACUGGCCUCAUUGCUGAACUGGGUAUUCUCAUUGCCUCAUUGGAUAUGGUGGCGCCUAUUCUCUCAAUGUUCUUCCUGAUGUGUUACCUGUUUGUGAACUUAGCCUGUGCAGUGCAAACACUACUCCGAACUCCAAACUGGAGACCAAGGUUCAAAUAUUACCACUGGGCACUCUCUUUUCUGGGGAUGAGCAUGUGUUUGGCGUUGAUGUUCAUCUCUUCCUGGUACUAUGCCAUUGUGGCUAUGGGAAUUGCUGGAAUGAUAUACAAGUACAUUGAGUACCAAGGAGCUGAGAAGGAGUGGGGGGAUGGAAUAAGGGGAUUAUCUUUGAGUGCUGCACGCUAUGCCCUUCUACGUCUAGAGGCAGGGCCACCUCAUACCAAGAACUGGAGGCCUCAGCUGCUGGUGCUCUUAAAGUUGGAUGAGGACCUACACGUCAAAUAUCCCAGACUGCUGACCUUUGCCUCCCAGCUGAAGGCAGGGAAAGGCUUGACCAUCGUUGGGUCUGUCAUUCAGGGUAACUUCCUGGACAGCUAUGGUGAAACACAAGCAGCUGAACAGGCAAUUAAAAACAUGAUGGAGAUUGAGAGGGUGAAAGGUUUCUGUCAGGCAGUGGUGACAUCAAAAGUACGCGAGGGCAUUGCUCAUCUCAUCCAGUCAUGUGGUUUGGGUGGGAUGAAGCACAACACCGUGGUCAUGGGCUGGCCAUACGGCUGGAGACAGAGUGAGGACCCUCGGGCCUGGAAGACCUUCAUCAAUACGGUCAGGUGCAUAACAGCGGCGCACCUGGCCCUCAUGGUGCCGAAGAAUGUGUCCUUCUACCCCAGCAACCACGAGCGCUUCACUGACGGUCAUAUUGACGUCUGGUGGAUUGUCCAUGACGGUGGCAUGCUCAUGUUGCUUCCCUUCCUCCUGAAACAGCACAAGGUUUGGCGGAAGUGUAAAAUGCGCAUCUUCACAGUGGCCCAGAUGGACGACAACAGCAUUCAGAUGAAGAAAGACCUGGCCACCUUCCUCUACCAGCUGAGGAUAGAAGCUGAAGUGGAGGUGGUGGAGAUGCAUGACAGUGAUAUCUCAGCGUACACAUACGAGCGCACUCUGAUGAUGGAGCAGAGGUCUCAGAUGUUGAGACAGAUGAGGUUAUCCAACACAGAGAGAGAGAGAGAGGCCCAGCUGGUGAAGGACCGGCACUCCAUGAUCCGCAUGGGCAGCCUGUACUCAGACGAGGAGGAGGACGUGCCGGAGCCCAUGCCCGAUAAGAUCCAGAUGACCUGGACUAUGGAGAAGUGUGAGGCCGAGAGGAGGAACCGGGCCAAUGCUCCGGAGAACUUCAGAGAGCUCAUCAGUAUCAAACCGGAUCAGUCUAACGUACGAAGAAUGCACACAGCUGUUAAGCUCAAUGAGGUCAUAGUCAACAGGUCGCACGAUGCAAGGCUGGUGUUGCUCAACAUGCCUGGUCCUCCUCGCAACACAGAUGGGGAUGAGAACUACAUGGAGUUCCUGGAAGUCCUGACUGAGGGUCUUGAGAGAGUUCUGUUGGUGAGAGGAGGAGGUCGAGAGGUCAUCACUAUCUACUCAUGAUCUGACCAGACCAGACGUUCCCGGGGUUUCUCUUUAAAACCUUUUGACAGGAGAACCAUGAGAUCUUCUCCAACAGCCAGACACAAUAAACACAGUGGCUGGUUCAAUAUGUCUGAUGCUCUGUGUAGACACACAGAAAGACGAUUGAAAAACGUGGGCUUGGCACUUUGACAGAAUGUAUUUCCCUCAAAUAGGAUGCUUAUAUAAUCAUGCAAUUUUUUUCAGCAGCAUGUCAAGUUGGGACUUUUCCAAAACCUUUGCCAAAACCUUUGACAGUGCCAUAACGGAACUGUAUAUACUCCCAUGUCCCACCACUGAACAAUCAUUGGAAUUACUCAUCAGGAAGUCUUUUUUUUGUUGUUUGUAACUGACAUGAAUCAACAUUUGGAGCAAACAUGGCGCAUAGAGCAUCGUGGGAAAAGUUGUGAAACCUACUGACUACGACAAUUAGUCGAAUGUUUGACAGCAAAUUAGCAAGUGUUUGAUUUGAUUGUGACCCUAUAGCAGCGACAUCCGUGUGAAGGCUCACGUCCAGCUAACAUUCCUCUAGGUUUCGAGUGUGGAGCAUGUUACACUGCCUUUGCAAACAAAAGUGCCAAACGUUGGUUUGUUUUUGAGUUUGGAGAAAUAAUUUAUUUUCUUAUUUAUUUUGUUUUGUAACACCCCCAUUGGGAUCAAGUAGGUUGUAGAUAGUAAACUGAAGUGGGGUUCGCUGCUUGGAUUGCCGAUGAAAAUUGUCAACGCAGAAAUUUUGUAAUAGAGUAAUGGAACAUUUGAAA
Molecule: messenger RNA, 4164 nt
Organism: Sardina pilchardus (European sardine)
Lineage: Eukaryota; Metazoa; Chordata; Actinopteri; Clupeiformes; Clupeidae
Gene: slc12a4
Product: solute carrier family 12 member 4
Exons: 24
Coding region: 98-3385 (1095 amino acids)
Biological process (GO): potassium ion import across plasma membrane; chloride transmembrane transport; cell volume homeostasis
Cellular component (GO): plasma membrane
Molecular function (GO): potassium:chloride symporter activity
Source: RefSeq, a predicted model, not a curated record